Lycium ferocissimum is the source of this 1397-nucleotide messenger RNA. Its product is annotated as E3 ubiquitin-protein ligase CIP8-like. Lineage: Eukaryota; Viridiplantae; Streptophyta; Magnoliopsida; Solanales; Solanaceae. Bases 140 to 1156 code for a protein of 338 amino acids. Gene Ontology annotation, cellular component: cytoplasm. Gene Ontology annotation, molecular function: ubiquitin protein ligase activity. The record is from RefSeq and is a predicted model, not a curated record. Gene Ontology annotation, biological process: protein ubiquitination. The transcript has a single exon.
AAAACAAAACAGAAAUUGCUCAUCUACCACCCGAACACCGGGUGUCUAGAAAGCCAACAAAAAUUGUGAAACCACCAAAAUUAGAUCAAUUUUCAAGUUCCUCUAAAUAUUGAAUCUUCACAUUUGUUUCUUCAAUUCAAUGGCAGAAGUUUCUACAAUCCACCGUUUCCAUAUCCCAACAAUCACUUAUGAUGAUGAUGAUGAAGAGUACCCACAUUCAUUUGCUUUCGAUUUUGAUUCCCUUACUGAUAAUUUCAAUUUUAGCCCCAAUUCUGCACCCGGAUCCCUAGAUUCAGAUUCGGGUCAUUCGGGUUUGCUUGCAGACCCGAAUUCCUUUAUCGUUGAUGAAGACCAAAUGAAUUUCGUUACAGAUAUGUUCGUUACAGAGGAUAGGGUUUUCACUGAGGAUUUUGGAUCUGAUUUUGAUGGGCUUGAUUCGGGUGAUGGGCUUCGGGUUGUGGGUGUCGGGCCGGAUUCUGGGGAUAUUGAUGAUCAAAAUGAUGACUUGGGUGUUAAUGGUUUUUGGAAUUGUCUAAGGAUUGAUGAUGAUGAACAGAGGGAUUUGAAUGAUGAUUUCGAGUGGGAAGAAGUUAAUGAAAGGGGUGAAGAGAGAGAUUAUUUGAGUUCUGUAAUUGAUGGUAUUGAAGAAAUAUCAGUUUCUUCAGAUAACUCGAAUUCGGAUUCAAUUGAUGAGCCAGUGAGGAAUUUAGAAUGGGAAGUUUUGUUGGCGGUUAAUAGUAUCGAAAGGAGCCUCGAAUUCGAUGGAAAUGAUGAUGAGAUUGAUCAUGAUGCAUUGAUUGGGCAAUUUCUUGAAAAUGAAGGGACUUUAAAGGGUAGUCCACCAACAGCUAAAAAUGUUAUUGAAAAUCUUCCUUUAGUGGAAUUAAAGGACAAAGAAAACAACACGGCGUGUGCCGUUUGUAAAGAUGAGAUUUUGGUUGUGGAGAAGGUGACUGAGCUUCCUUGUUCUCAUUAUUACCAUUUGGACUGUAUUUUACCUUGGUUAAAUAUACGCAAUACAUGCCCUGUUUGUCGCUAUGAGUUACCUACGGAUGAUACUGAUUAUGAAAGGAGGAAAAUUGGAAGGCGUAAUGGUGCUAGAGCUGAAGUUGGUAAUGAUUUUCAGGUUAGAUACAAUUUUGAAAUUGUCCCUUGAGGCUUUUUCGUGUUCCUAUACAGAGUUCAUAGGAUGUGCAUAUUCCCUUAGUGGUGAGUAUGUUGAUUCUUUUUAUAGACUGUUCUUUUUUUUUUUUUUUUAAUGUAUGUUUGUAAGUUUUCCAGUUUGUAUGACAGUAUGAGAUUUAUACUUGCUGUAAUUUUACCGUUAGUCAGUGCUACAAAGUAAAAGGAAUAUUGAGUCAUUAAUACUACUAUAGAGAUUGAUUAAAGUUUGAAAC